AUGGCGGGGGUGGGAGCCAGGGGGAGAAAGACUGGACUCCCGGGGUUCUGUUGGAAAACAUGUUAUUUCCAUAUUCUUUUCUGGGUCGUGUCUGUUUGUGGAGAAGAGAGGACCUUCAUCGUUGAGACGUGGCUGAAAAACUAUGGCUACUUGCUCCCUCAUGACAUCCGCACAUCGGACCUGCGAUCAGAGAAAGCCAUGCAGUCAGCGGUCGCUGCUAUGCAGCGGUUUUACGGCAUUCCAGUGACGGGAGUGCUGGACCAAACAACCAUCGAGUGGAUGAGAAAACCUCGGUGUGGAGUUCCAGAUCAUCCUCACAUCAGCCGACGAAGGAGAAAUAAACGCUACGCCCUCACUGGUCAGAAAUGGAGGGAUAAAAAGAUCACAUACAGCGUACAUAAUUUCACCCCCAAGGUGGGUGAGAAAGAUACUCAGAGGGCAAUCCGCCAGGCCUUCAAUGUCUGGCAGACGGUGACCCCGCUGACCUUUCAGGAAGUGGCCUACUCUGAGAUCAAGAAUGAGGGUAAAGAGGCGGACAUAAUGAUCUUCUUCGCCUCUGGUUUCCAUGGUGACAGUUCACCCUUCGAUGGAGAGGGAGGUUUUUUAGCCCAUGCAUAUUUCCCUGGUCCCGGAAUUGGUGGAGACACACACUUUGACUCUGAUGAACCCUGGACUUUAGGAAAUUCCAAUCAUGAUGGCAAUGAUCUUUUCCUGGUAGCAGUACAUGAGCUAGGACAUGCCUUGGGUCUGGAACACUCCAAUGAUCCAAGUGCAAUCAUGGCCCCUUUCUACCAGUACAUGGAGACGCACAACUUUAAACUGCCUCUAGAUGAUCUUCAAGGGAUCCAGAAAAUCUACGGUAUACCUACAGCCAUGCUGGAGCCCACCCGACCUCUUCCAACUCUACCUGCACGACGAACACACUCCACCUCUGAAAGAAAGCACGAUCGUCAGUCCCGUCCCGCUCGCCCACCCUCUGGAGAUCGCCCGUCCUCUCCUGGUAAUGGAAGACCUCACAUCUGUGAUGGCAACUUCAACACUGUGGCCUUCUUUCGACGGGAGAUGUUUGUUUUUAAGGAUCGCUGGUUCUGGCGUUUGCGUAACAACAAAGUUCAGGAAGGCUAUCCCAUGCUGAUAGAACAGUUCUGGAAAGGUCUACCUCCUCGCAUUGAUGCUGCUUAUGAGAGAUCAGAUGGCAAAUUUGUGUUCUUCAAAGGGGACAAAUACUGGGUCUUCAAGGAGGUUACAGCAGAGCCAGGGUACCCCCACAGUCUGGUAGAGUUGGGCAACUGUCUGCCCCGCGAUGGCAUUGACACAGCCUUACGCUGGGAACCUGUGGGCAAAACCUACUUCUUCAAGGACAACCAGUACUGGCGUUACAACGAGGAGAAGCGCACUGCUGACCCAGGCUACCCCAAACCCAUCAGCGUAUGGAAGGGCAUUCCUGAUGCACCUCAAGGAGCAUUUGUUAGUCGAGAAGGAUUUUAUACCUACUUCUACAAAGGAAAGGAUUAUUGGAAGUUCGACAACCAGAAGUUAACGGUGGAGCCAGGCUACCCCAAAUCAAUUCUCAAAGACUGGAUGGGAUGCAACCAAUCGGAAGUAGACAAGAACAAGGACCGACACCUCCCUCAUGAUGACGUCGAUAUCAUGGUGGCCAUUAAUGAUGUACCCACCACUGUCAAUGCAAUUGCUGUGGUCAUCCCUUGCAUUCUCUCACUGUGCAUUCUGGUCCUCGUAUAUACUAUCUUCCAGUUCAAGAACAAAAACGUCCAACAGCAUGUGACCUACUACAAACACCCGGUGCAGGAGUGGGUAUGACAGACUAGGGGGCGCUAUGGACCCCAAACGCUUGAGAACAUCAGCGAGGGCUACUAUGCUGAGGUUUGGAAGCAUACGUGACCAGUGCCUAUUUUCCAAACAACCUUGUCCCAGUACGGGGUAAAGACAAGGCGUAUCCAGUCCCUCCCUCUUGAGACAAAACGUCGAAACCAAUAUUGCAUUUUUUUUUUUUUGCAUUAGCCAAAAGGACAUUCUUGGACUGUUGGCGAAAUGUACGAUGGAAGGAGGUUUGGAGUUGAAGUUGCUCUGGCCUUAUGCUAAUGUUGGUCUCAUUCUUACCAGGUAACUUUACACUCAAGAAACCAUCACAUUCUCCUCCCCAGGAGAGUUUGAGGAUUUGUAAGACGUCAGCACAUCCUUGUCUUGUUCUCAACAUGAACUUGUAAAUUAAUUUUAAGUAUUAACAAAGAAAAAGAGCAAAAACAACAAAAAAACGAUUCAAGACUUGAAAAAUAACAUAGGUAGGAAGGCCAUAGACAAGAAUACCAAGGAAUUCUGUGGAUCAUGCAGUCUUUUUCAUUUAUGGGGUGAAAGGUUCACCACUAGCACUCUUUGAAGACUUCAACACAUUUUUUUUAGAGGGGGUUAAGGGGCAUUUUUUUUUUAAAUAACUUAAAAUUUUCUUCACAGCAUCAAUCUUAAUGUUUGUUUGCUAGUUAUUUUUUUCUUUUCUCACAUGCCUACCCAUUUCCACAUAGUAAGAAGCACUUGAUUUAUAAUAACUUGACACCUCCUCCCACUCUUUUACUGCACUCCACUUCAACUUCUCUUCUUCUUUUGCUGUUUUAUCAGUCGGUAUCAAAGGAGAAUCUCACUGUUGAUCAUGUCCUUUUUGUAGACAGCAUUUACAUUUCGUGUUUCUAGAACAGUAAUUUAUAAAAAACAUUUUGUGGAUAAUCUUUGGGUCAUAGGGACAAAUAGGACAGUCAACAUGAAAUGGCAUUUAAAACCCAUGUUACUUCCAUAAUGCUACAUAUUUCUGAGUGAAACAGGAGAUUCAAUAAAGAAAUUUUUUUUUUUAAAUGUUGGAUUGAACUUGACUUUAUCCGUCAGGAAUAGAUUGGAUUGUGAAAAAUGGUCUCUAUAUGAUAGGAAGUUGGAGUUAGUUGAAAAACCAUGGAGUGGUGGUGGCGUAGUGGGCUAAAGCACAUAACUGGUAACAUAAGCUGGUUCAAUCCUCACAGCCACCACCAUUGUGUCCUUGAGCAAGGCACUUAACUCCAGGUUGCUCCAGGGGGAUUGUCCCUGUAAUAAGAGCACUGUAAGUCGCUUUCGAUAAAAGCACCUGCCAAAUGCAUAAAUGUAAAUGUAAAAACAAGAGGGCUUGGUAACAUCAUAAGAAAAGUUGUUUCAGAGGUGGUGCAAGUUAUUACAUUUCAAUGAGUUGUUCACAAGACAAGAAUGUGUAUUAAGAAAGUAAAUAGGGUAAUUUUCAUGUUGACAUCUUGGUGACUUUAAAAGUCUUUAGUGCUUCACUAUUAUGAUUGAUUACAUCUUUCUCUAUGAUCUCUACAUUUUAUCAACUGUAUUUAGCUUUUUACAGUCAUAUGUCCCACCCUAUUUCACAGUUUACUGUUAUAACCUUAGUUUACCACCAAGUGUAAUAUUUUAAACAUUGGUGCCAGGCAGGAACGUGUUUUUUAAACAGUAUUAAAUAGCUUUGUUUCUGUUACCUACAGGAGAUGAUCUGUCAAUGGUUCAUCCAUCCUCUCUGAAUGAACUUAAAAUGCUGUGCUUAAGUUAAAGUGACUUCGAUUUCACAUUUUCGAGGUGGAUUGUCUUACACUUAGCUCAUGAUGUCUGUCGGGUGCUUUUAUUGGUUCAACUGUGAUAACAGUGAACAGUUAACCUUGAUGUGUCUGACUAACCCAUAUUUACACAUCUGUUUGGGCUCAUCUCUUGUGGGAAUGGAUCUAAUACAGUACAUUGCACAUUGAAAGGAGCUGAAUUGUAAUUGAUGUUUUUGGAGUUUUAAAUGGAACUUCUCAGAUAACUUGAUAAAGCUUCAGGCAUAUACAUAAGGUUUGUUGCAUCUUAAUUAUCAUAUUAAGAUGGUAGAUUUGUAGAGAGACUGUAUAUAAGGUUUCACUUGCCAUGUUUAUCAUUUGACCUGUCAUUUUUUUGGGAAUUCAUUACUUAUAAAAGCCACAUUUUGUUUAUUUCACAGAAAAUAAUGUACAUAUCGUAUUCACAGUUCACUGGAGCAUGAAUCUACAACAGAAACUCUCUGGCAUCUACUCUAAAGUAAAGUAUCAAGCUUUACCUUAUUUUUCAUUGAGCUGGCUUCAUUAGCAUGGUAUAUGUGACACUGUCACUUCUGUAGUUAGCCAUAUACUGUACAUCUGUAAGGAUGUGAAAACUGUAGUGGCCCAACAGAUCAACCACUUGCAGAUCAUCCAAUUGUGUUAAUACAUUAAACCAACAUGAAUGUU
Myxocyprinus asiaticus (Chinese sucker) is the source of this 4274-nucleotide messenger RNA. RefSeq names its product matrix metalloproteinase-24-like. The record is from RefSeq and is a predicted model, not a curated record. NCBI's taxonomy places the organism in Eukaryota, Metazoa, Chordata, Actinopteri, Cypriniformes, Catostomidae. Bases 1 to 1821 code for a protein of 606 amino acids. Gene Ontology annotation, cellular component: extracellular matrix. The transcript has 9 exons. Gene Ontology annotation, molecular function: metalloendopeptidase activity; zinc ion binding. Gene Ontology annotation, biological process: collagen catabolic process; extracellular matrix organization; proteolysis.